Sphaeroforma arctica JP610 is the source of this 441-nucleotide messenger RNA. RefSeq lists its product as hypothetical. The transcript has a single exon. NCBI's taxonomy places the organism in Eukaryota, Ichthyosporea, Ichthyophonida. The record is from RefSeq and is a predicted model, not a curated record. The coding region runs from base 1 to 441 and encodes 146 amino acids.
AUGGUGCAGGAAGACACUGUGGGUGCUGUGACUCAUCCGAGUGGUAAAAAGGUUAGGUGUGGGCUCCCAGCAGAGGAAGCUGGGGUAGAGACCACACCUAUCUCUGAGGUAGGUGCUUUCUCCUCACAGUCAUGGCGUGAUACCAGUGAGGUGCUGGAUCAGUCGGUGAGGAAAGCAGAAGCCCAACUAGAACAAGUUGGCGCACUCCAGAGUGCGGGAUCGUUCGGAGCGAUGUAUACACGCAGUCAGAGUGCAAAGUCCCCUAAGCUGACGCGUCUGCAGAGGGAUUUGGCUCAGAUUGUGGAUUCCUUACCUGCUCAGGACGACAUGGAUCUGGAUGAACAUGAGGUUCAAGAACCUCUUAGCGCUGAAGAACGCUCUAAGAUGGAGGAAGACCCAGUGGAUAAGCCCUUAGAGGACGUGAAACGAGAUCGACUUUAG